UUCUCCCAGACUAUUCGCUGUCUGUUUUGCAGAUGGCGGAACUGGGCCGUGGAUGUUGCCGUUAGCUUAUAUUAAUUUAAUGUUAAAUGAAAAGUAACUUAAUGUUGGCGCUUUUAGCACAUCAAUGUUAAACGUUUGUUUUUAUUCUUGAAUCGUUGCGCGAGUUUGUAUAGCCACGAUACGCGCCUUUUGUACAGUAUUUAUUUGUAAGUAGGUACAGUGUUAGCAUCUUUGUUGGGAAGUUUAGGCCUUCCGCUGGUCGAUUUUAACAAUAGCCCGACUGCACUCUUUAGCUUGUUUUGGUUUAUGAAACAAGAAUUGCAUUUAACGCAAAGCGAAGAACAUGUGAGAAAAGCACAUGAGUGUAACACUUUAGCAACCGAGAAGUUUGUUAUGCCGACGGACAAUUGAGUUGUUUGGAAUAUAAUACGUUUUCUGAGGCGAGCACACAAAUUAGGACCACAAAGAAAGAUGUCUAACGGCGAAGCACAGAGUGGAUGUCUGCCCUGGUUGGAGGCGGCCAAUGGCAAAGGUGACGCCGGCAAAAUGAAUGUGCCCAAGAACAAAGCAGGCUCCAAGCUCUCUGUGGAGCGAGUGUAUCAGAAAAAGACCCAGCUGGAGCACAUUCUCCUCCGUCCAGACACCUACAUUGGAUCAGUGGAGCCGGUCACCCAGCUGAUGUGGGUUUAUGAUGAAGACAUUGGGAUGAACCAGAGGGAGAUCACUUAUGUUCCUGGACUGUACAAAAUCUUCGACGAAAUUCUCGUGAAUGCGGCGGACAACAAACAAAGGGACAAGAACAUGACUGGCAUUAAAAUCACUAUUGAUAUAGACUCCAACAUCAUUUCCAUAUGGAACAACGGUAAAGGAAUACCUGUGGUGGAGCACAAGGAUGAAAAGAUGUACGUUCCAGCUUUAAUUUUUGGCCACCUGCUCACUUCCAGCAACUAUGACGAUGAAGAGAAAAAAGUCACAGGUGGAAGAAAUGGAUAUGGGGCCAAACUUUGCAACAUCUUCAGCACAAAGUUCACAGUGGAAACGGCAUGCAAGGAAUACAGACACAGCUUUAAACAGACAUGGCAGAACAACAUGACGAAGACGGCGGACCCCCGGAUCAAAUUCUUUGACGGAGACGAUUUCACUUGUGUGACAUUCCAACCAGACCUUGCCAAGUUCAAGAUGGAGAAACUUGACAGAGAUAUUGUUGCACUUCUCACACGCAGAGCAUAUGAUAUAGCAGGCUCCUGCAAAGGGGUUAAAGUUACACUCAAUGGAAAAAAGCUACCUGUGAAUGGUUUCCGCAGCUAUGUGGAUCUGUAUGUAAAGGACAAACUGGACGAGACUGGUGUUGCCUUGAAGGUGGUCCACGAAUCCGUGAAUGAUCGCUGGGAGGUUUGCCUCACGAUGAGUGAAAAGGGAUUUCAACAGAUCAGCUUUGUGAACAGCAUCGCCACGACCAAGGGUGGCAGACACAUUGACUACGUGGUAGACCAGAUUGUUUCCAAACUAAUCGAAGUGGUGAAAAAGAAGAACAAGGCAGGAGUGUCAGUGAAGCCUUUUCAGGUGAAAAACCACAUCUGGGUGUUUGUGAACGCUCUGAUUGAGAAUCCCUCCUUUGACUCCCAGACGAAGGAGAACAUGACACUUCAGACCAAAAACUUUGGGUCCAAAUGUCCUCUGUCGGAAAAAUUUAUUAAGGCUGCGACCAACUGUGGAAUCGUGGAGAGUAUACUCAACUGGGUUAGGUUCAAAGCUCAGACACAGUUGAAUAAGAAGUGUUCAUCUGUGAAGUACAGCAAGAUCAAGGGAAUCCCCAAGUUGGACGACGCUAACGAUGCUGGUGGCAAGCACUCGGCUGAAUGCACACUCAUCCUCACUGAGGGAGACUCGGCCAAGUCUCUAGCUGUCUCUGGACUAGGAGUAAUCGGUCGUGACCGAUAUGGGGUUUUCCCACUCAGAGGAAAGAUUUUGAAUGUGCGAGAGGCAACGCACAAGCAGAUCAUGGAAAAUGCAGAAAUCAACAACAUCAUCAAAAUCGUUGGCCUCCAAUACAAGAAGAGCUAUGAGGAUCCAGAGUCACUGAGGUCCCUGCGCUACGGCAGAAUCAUGAUUAUGACUGAUCAGGAUCAAGACGGCUCCCACAUCAAAGGUCUGCUCAUCAACUUUUUCCACCACAACUGGCCGUCACUACUCAAACACAAUUUUCUGGAGGAAUUUAUCACCCCCAUUGUGAAAGCAACCAAGAGCAAACAGCAACUGGCCUUCUACAGCAUCCCGGAGUUCGAUGAAUGGAAGAAACAUACAGAAAACUUUAAAAGCUGGCAUGUAAAGUACUACAAAGGUUUGGGUACAAGUACAGGUAAAGAGGCAAAGGAUUACUUUGCGGACAUGGAAAGGCAUCGCAUCAUAUUCAGAUACGGCGGCGUCGAGGACGAUGCAGCUAUCACUCUGGCGUUCAGUAAGAAGAAAACAGAUGACAGGAAGGAGUGGCUGACUAAUUUCAUGGAAGACAGACGCCAGAGGAGGAUGCAUGGCCUACCAGAGCAAUACCUGUAUGGGACUCAGACCAAGCACCUGUCGUAUAACGACUUCAUCAACAAAGAGCUCAUUUUGUUCUCCAAUUCUGACAAUGAAAGAUCAAUCCCAUCUCUUGUGGACGGCUUGAAGCCAGGUCAGAGAAAAGUGCUGUUCACCUGUCUAAAGAGAAACGACAAGAGAGAAGUAAAGGUAGCACAGCUGGCUGGUUCAGUGGCAGAGAUGUCCGCGUAUCAUCACGGAGAGCAAGCUCUCAUGAUGACAAUAGUGAACUUGGCCCAGAACUUUGUUGGAAGCAACAACGUCAACAUUCUGCAGCCCCUGGGUCAGUUUGGUACUCGCAUCAAUGGAGGCAAAGAUGCUGCCAGCCCUCGUUACAUUUUCACCAUGCUCAGUCCUCUUGCGAAGCUGCUUUUCCCAGCAGUAGAUUCCAACCUGCUGAAGUUCCUCUAUGACGACAACCAGAAGGUGGAGCCCGAGUGGUACAUUCCCAUCAUUCCACUGGUGCUUGUAAAUGGUGCCGAGGGUAUCGGGACCGGCUGGGCAUGCAAAAUCCCCAACUACGACCCCAGAGAGAUUGUGAACAGCAUCAACCGUUUGCUGAAUCACGAAGAUCCACUGCCAAUGCUUCCAAGCUACAAAAACUUUAAAGGAAUCAUCCAUGAACUUGGUCAGAACCAGUACCUAGUCAGUGGAGAGGUUUCCGUCUUGGACAAGAACACGAUUGAAAUCACUGAGCUUCCUGUUCGAACGUGGACACAGGCCUACAAGGAGUCUGUGCUUGAGCCCAUGCUGCAAGGCACUGACAAAACACCAGCCCUCAUCACAGAUUAUAAGGAGUACCACACAGACACAACUGUCAAGUUCGUGGUCCGCAUGACCGAGGAGAAGCUGGCUCAAGCUGAGGCCGCCGGCCUCCACAAAGUGUUCAAGCUGCAGUCCAGCCUCACCUGUAACUCCAUGGUUCUCUUCGACCACAUGGGUUGUCUAAAGAGGUACGAGUCAGUCCAGGACAUCCUCAAGGAGUUCUUUGAGCUCCGUCUGCAGUAUUACAAAUUGAGGAAGGACUGGUUACAGGGCAGUCUCGGAGCUGAGGCGGCAAAACUGUCCAACCAGGCUCGCUUUGUCCUUGAGAAGAUUGAGGGGAAAAUUACAAUUGAAAACAAAUCCAAGCGAGAACUCAUCCGUCUCCUGAUUCAGAAAGGUUAUGAGUCUGAUCCAGUGGCAGCUUGGACCAAAGCACAAGAGAAGCAGGCUCAAGAGGAAGAGGACAAUGAUGGAAACGAAAGUGACGGCUCUUUGGAUUCAGGCUCCUCAUCUGGGCCCAACUUUAAUUACAUCCUAAACAUGCCCCUGUGGUGCCUCACUAAAGAGAAAGUGGAGGAGUUGCUCAAACAAAGGGACCAUAAGACAGGAGAACUGAAUGAUCUCCUGAAGAAUUCACCCGAGGAUCUGUGGAAAGGGGACCUGGCAGUCUUCAUCGAGGAACUAAAUAACGUGGAGAACCAAGAGCGAGAGGAACAGAAUUCAGGAAGGGCCAUCAAACUGGUCAAGGGUAAAGUGGGCAAACCCAAAGCAAAGAAACUGGCCCUCGAGGAGACCCUGCCAUCGCCGUUUGGCCGCAGGGUUGACCCUCCGGCUCAACCAGUCAAAUCUGAUGCCUCAAAGAAGCUGACCAAAAAGAAGAAGGGUGAUACAGACCUGUCACUGAAAUUGGAGAUCGAUGAUGAUGGAUUGGGAGGAGAGGCACCUGCAGCAGCUGGAGAAAAUGCUGUCACCAAACCAAAAGCACCACGGGUAAAGAGAGAGAAAAAAGAGCCAGGAGCUGCUAAACCUAAAAGAACUCCAGCAUCAAAAUCUGGCUCGGCGAAGAAGGUAAAGAAGAGGAACCCCUGGUCUGAUGUGGAGUCCAACUCUGAAAGUGACCGGGAGAACAGUGAGCACCUCAUCCCUAGAGAGACAAAGUCCCAAAGGGCAUCAGCGUCCAGGCCCAAGUACACGUUUGACUUCUCGGAGGAAGAGGAGAAUGCAGAAGAAGAGUAUAACGACCAGGACGUUGCAUCUUCUCCGAAAAGUUCGUUUAAAGAUGACGUCAUUUUAUCCGUAUCCAAGAGCAGCUACAGCAACCACAACGAUGAGGAGGACGACGAUGAUGGCAUUGGGGUUUCAUUCUCUCCUUCGAAACCCCAGUCUUCAUUUGUACCUGAGAAGAAACAGAGCAGCUCCUUCUUCUCAUCGAAGUUGGACUUCUCUGAAAAGAGUAACGACAGCGAUGGAUCUCAGUCUGGGAGCGACAACGAAAACGGCCCAGCGCUCUCGUCGUACUCCAGCAGCUCGGCCUUUGACAAAUUUUCUAUAGAGAAAGCAGCUAAAAAACCUUCCAAUACAGACAGCAAGAAGCCACCAGCACCAAAGGCCAAGAAACCAGAUAAAUCCAUCUGGGACUCGGACUCCGACACUGGGUCUAAGAAGCCAGCACCAGCUCUUAAAGGUAAAGGCCGGGGAAGAAAGCGAAAGGGCUCUGGGUCUGAAGACGAGUACAGUCCAGUGAAGAAGAUGAGCAAACCUGCCAGCAGAAAGCCUCAGAAACCGCCGUCUGAUAACGAGGAAGACUUCGAAAGCAUGGGUUCGCUGAGCGCUCUGUCGUCCGAUCGCCGGCCAGGCCGAGCCAAGAGGGACAUCAAGUACUACCACGAGUCGGACAAUGAAGAAGAUGAUGAUGAUGACAACAUGUUUGAUUAAAACAGAAAGACCAGCCACAGUCUCCCGAAAACACUCCGCUCGUAUGGAAGUCAAAUCCUGUGUUCCUACAGACUUUUGUACAUUUCUCUUUUUUCAUUUUAUCUUUCAUUAAUUGUGAUGUUUUAAUGAUUUUUUUUUUUUUUAAUUGUGUAGUUGUUCUUACCGUUUUUUCUUACACAUUUGUAGUUAUGGUUUUUUUUUAUUUUUUAUUGCUCAUUAAAAUGUUCUGUAUUUGUGCUGUGUGGCUUUUAGAUGUUUAGAACACUGCUUUAGCACACUGUAAUUGUUAAAAACCGAUGUAACUUUUUGAACAUGAAGUUGAAAAAAAAGUAAACGAUAAAAUAUCUUGU
Messenger RNA from Cynoglossus semilaevis (tongue sole), 5627 nucleotides. It is a transcript of the gene top2b, whose product is annotated as DNA topoisomerase II beta. NCBI's taxonomy places the organism in Eukaryota, Metazoa, Chordata, Actinopteri, Pleuronectiformes, Cynoglossidae. Gene Ontology annotation, biological process: sister chromatid segregation; resolution of meiotic recombination intermediates; DNA topological change. The transcript has 36 exons. Gene Ontology annotation, cellular component: nucleus. Bases 472 to 5277 code for a protein of 1601 amino acids. The record is from RefSeq and is a predicted model, not a curated record. Gene Ontology annotation, molecular function: DNA topoisomerase type II (double strand cut, ATP-hydrolyzing) activity; ATP binding; DNA binding.